AUGGCAGCCGACCCAUUCGCAUCGUACCAGCGGGAAUACCUCGCCCUGCGCACCGCACUCCAGCCCAAACUCGACACCGACAUCCCAUCCCUCCGAGGCGAGGAGAGGAAGGCGGCGAUCAGGCGGGCCAACAUGGAGCUGGACGAGGUCGACGAGAUUGUCGACCAGCUGGAACACGAGGCGCGGGGCAAGGCCAAGCUCAUGGCGCAGGUCCGGGCCUACCGCCAGGAAGUCAAGGGGUGGAAGACUCGCGUGUCCUCCCUCUCGGCCGUCUCGGACCGCGACAUCCUGCUCUCCUCUCGCCCCUCUCACCAAUCCUACCCCCUCGGUUCAGACGACGACGACUCCGACGCCGAAGCCUCUCUCUCGCACACCGCCGCCCAACGCUCGCGCCUCCUCCGCUCGACGCAAACCCUCACCUCCUCCUCCUCGCGGCUCGACAACGCGCACCGACUUGCGCUCGAGAACGAGGAGAUUGGACAGGGUGUGUUGGGAAGCUUGGUCGGGCAGCGGAUGCAGCUGGUGAAUGCGAACGAGCACUUGGAGGAGGCGGAUGUCAGUGUCGGCAGGGCGCAGGGGACGAUUGGGAAGAUGAUCAGGCUCGCCUACCGCCAACGGAUCGUCAUCUGGCUCUUCAUCGUCGUCCUCACCGCGCUCAUCGGCCUCAUCCUAUACCUCAAGUUGCGCUAG
Messenger RNA from Rhodotorula toruloides NP11, 690 nucleotides. Its product is annotated as vesicle transport v-snare protein vti1. The record is from RefSeq and is a predicted model, not a curated record. Gene Ontology annotation, cellular component: SNARE complex; late endosome membrane; ER to Golgi transport vesicle membrane. The coding region runs from base 1 to 690 and encodes 229 amino acids. The transcript has 6 exons. NCBI's taxonomy places the organism in Eukaryota, Fungi, Basidiomycota, Microbotryomycetes, Sporidiobolales, Sporidiobolaceae. Gene Ontology annotation, molecular function: SNARE binding; SNAP receptor activity. Gene Ontology annotation, biological process: intracellular protein transport; intra-Golgi vesicle-mediated transport; Golgi to vacuole transport.